Molecule: messenger RNA, 723 nt
Organism: Perognathus longimembris pacificus (Pacific pocket mouse)
Lineage: Eukaryota; Metazoa; Chordata; Mammalia; Rodentia; Heteromyidae
Product: testis-specific Y-encoded protein 9-like
Exons: 8
Coding region: 1-723 (240 amino acids)
Biological process (GO): nucleosome assembly
Cellular component (GO): chromatin; nucleus
Molecular function (GO): chromatin binding; histone binding
Source: RefSeq, a predicted model, not a curated record
AUGGCGAGUAGACAGAAUCCACCACUGAAGGAAUUGCAGGCUCUUCAGUUAGAUCUGGGACCAGUGAAUAACCAAGCCACCAAGGCUCAUGAACGCCUAAAACAGAAUCUGAGCAAGAGGCAAAAGACUCUCCUGGAUUCCAGAAGCAGCAACAUCCGGGGCAUCCCUGGCUUCUGGGCCCAAACUUUUGUGAACCAUCCCCAGCUGUCAGCAAUGAUCAGUGACCAAGAUGAAGACAUGCUUAGCUACAUGAUCAAUUUGGAAGUACAAGAACUCAGGCAUCCCAAGAGUUCCUGCAAAAUCACCUUUUACUUUAGAAAUAACCCAUACUUCCAGAAUGCAGUGGUUGUUAAGGAAUUCGUCGUGGAUAUCACUGGAUAUAGGUUGUGCCAUUCCACUCCCAUUCUGUGGCGUCAGGAUUAUAAAAUUGAAGCUGACAGUCACAGAAACCACAACAAGAGCCCAAACUUCUUCAACUGGUUUACAGACCACAAUUUUGCAGGCUCAAACAGGAUCACUGAGAUCAUCAGAAAAGACCUGUGGCUCAAUCCAUUGCACUACUACAAGAUGAUGAAAGCACAUGAAGAGGGGGAAGAAAAUGAAUCCCCUAUGAUCCAGAUGCUUACCAGGACUUCCUGUGAUGGCUCUGCACAGGGGCGCAAAGUGUGUUCUGCUCCUACAUCAUGGCUGGACAUAUUUAUCCCUGUGGAAUACCAAACAUGA